Vespula vulgaris is the source of this 2683-nucleotide messenger RNA. It is a transcript of the gene ABCB7, whose product is annotated as iron-sulfur clusters transporter ABCB7, mitochondrial. Bases 208 to 2445 code for a protein of 745 amino acids. The record is from RefSeq and is a predicted model, not a curated record. Gene Ontology annotation, cellular component: mitochondrial inner membrane. Gene Ontology annotation, molecular function: ATP binding; ATP hydrolysis activity; ABC-type transporter activity. The transcript has 11 exons. NCBI's taxonomy places the organism in Eukaryota, Metazoa, Arthropoda, Insecta, Hymenoptera, Vespidae. Gene Ontology annotation, biological process: intracellular iron ion homeostasis; transmembrane transport.
CACGCUUGUGCAAUCUGUCUGUAGAAUGAAAUUACUCUCUCCGCGAGUACGUAACAUGUUCCAAAUAUGAACGAAAAUGAGUAUUCACUAAACAAAUCCAUAAAGAUAGAUAUAAUCUAGUCAACUUUCUACUAAGAAUGUGCAUUUUACAUAUCGACUUUUAUUGAAGACUCGUUUAAUUUUAGUAGUAAUAAAUAUAUUAGAAACAUGUUAAGUGUCAUUAUAAAUCGUCAACUAUUUAAAGUGAUAAGAACUGACAAGAGUAUUUGGAUUAGGUCGUCAUCUACAUACAUAACCAAUAUUUCAAGACAAAAUAUUUUAAUGAAAGAAAGUAGACUUAUCAACGUUGGAUCAAAUCCUCUGUCAAUCGUAGGAAUAAGGUGUUGCACUGGAAAUGUAAUAGAUCGGGCACAGAAAAAGAAAAAUGUUCCACAGUCAAAAUCAAUUGUCUCCCCUGUUAAAUAUAUAUUGGCAGUUACGGGUAUAACUGGAGGAAAACCAGGGCAACAGAAAAGAAACUGUUUCCAUCCUGGUGCAUCUGGUUUAAGCAGAGAUGCAAUUGGAUUCAAAGAACAAUCAUCAGUUACUUCUACAGAUAUGCUUAAGGCAAUGCUCAAACACAUCUGGCCAGAAGAUGAUCCAGAAAUUAAAAAAAGAGUUAAGAUAGCAGUUGGAUUAUUGAUUGCUUCAAAAGUCUUAAAUGUAAGUGUUCCUUUUAUUUUUAAAUAUGCUGUGGAUAUUUUGAACAAGCAUAGCAUUGAAAGUACUGGUGAAGCUAUGUUGACUAUAGGAAGUGCACCUGAAACUAUUACUACAAUUGCAACUUCAUUACUCAUAGGAUAUGGGAUUGCUCGCGCUGGUGCAGCUGGUUGUAGUGAAUUGAGAAAUGCAGUAUUUGCAAAAGUUGCACAACAUUCAAUUAGAAAAAUAGCUAAGAAUGUUUUUUUACAUAUGCAUAAUCUUGAUUUAGCAUUUCAUUUAUCUAGACAAACUGGAGCACUGUCCAAGGUAAUAGAUAGAGGAAGUCGUGGUAUUAAUUUUGUUCUAUCAGCCAUGGUAUUUAAUGUUGUACCUACAAUUUUUGAAUUAGCUUUAGUUAGUACUAUUUUGGGUAUAAAAUGUGGGGCUGAAUAUGCAAAUUUAGCACUUAUUUGCGUUGGCGUUUACACUGCCUUUACAUUAGCAGUUACUCAAUGGAGAACUAAAUUUAGAGUAUAUAUGAAUCAAGCAGAAAAUGAAGCAGGAAAUAAAGCAAUAGAUUCACUCAUUAAUUAUGAAACAGUAAAGUAUUUCAAUAAUGAAAAAUUCGAAGCUGAAAGAUAUGAUCAAUCAUUACAAAACUAUGAAGCAGCUUCGUUAAAAACGAAUACAAGUUUAGCUAUGCUAAAUUUUGGACAAAAUGCUAUCUUUAGUACUGCUUUAAGUCUUAUAAUGAUAUUAGCAACAAAGAAUAUUAUGAAUGGAACCAUGACUGUUGGAGAUUUAGUACUGGUUAAUGGCUUAUUAUUUCAAUUAUCAAUACCUUUGGGAUUUUUAGGUUCUGUUUAUAGAGAAGUAAGACAAGCUUUUAUUGAUAUGCAGACAAUGUUCACUUUGAUGACAAUGGAUACUAAUAUUAAGACAAAAGAAAAUGCUGUAAGGUUGAAUAUUGCACAGAACAACUCUGAUAUUGAAUUCAAAAAUAUUAAUUUUCAAUAUGUGCAAGGCAAGCCCAUUUUUGAAGAUAUAUCUUUUCAUAUUCCAAGUGGGAAAAAAAUUGCUAUUGUAGGAGGAUCUGGUUGUGGUAAGACCACGAUAGUAAGACUACUUUAUCGAUUUUUUGAACCUCAAAAUGGAAUUGUUCUGGUUAAUGGACAAAAUAUUCAAGAUGUUGACAUAAAUGAUCUUAGAAGAUCUAUAGCUAUAGUACCUCAGGAUUCAGUACUUUUCCAUGAAACAAUUUUCUAUAACCUUCAUUAUGGUAAUUUACGCAAGUCAAAGGAAGAAGUUUAUGAAGCUGCUAAAAUGGCAAAUCUACAUGAUUCAAUUUUAAAAUGGCCACUAGGAUAUGAAACUCCUGUUGGAGAACGUGGUCUAAAAUUGAGCGGAGGAGAAAAACAACGAGUGGCAAUUGCUAGAGCAAUCUUAAAAGACAGUCCUAUAUUAAUUUUUGAUGAAGCUACUUCUUCAUUAGAUUCUAUUACAGAAAAUAAAAUAUUAGAAGCAUUACGUAGAGCAACAAAAGGACGUACAUCAAUUGUGAUUGCACAUCGUUUAUCCACUGUCAUAGACUCAGAUGAAAUUUUCGUGUUAGAUAAAGGCAAAUUAGUGGAAAAUGGAACACAUUCUUCUCUGUUAUCGAUGCAGAAUUCUCUAUAUAAUAAAUUAUGGGAAACACAACAUAUUGGUAUGCAAACUUAUUUGGAUGAAACACAUGAACGUAUUAGAACUGGCGGGAGCAAUUAAUUAAAAACAUGCAGUGAAUAUAAUGUAAAAAAUAUCAAAUGUUUUGAAAAAAUGAAAAUAUUUUUUCUUUCAUUUAACAUACAAAUGUUAAAUUAUUAAUUAUGUACCUUAAUGCUGUUAAGAAGACCUCUAUUUGUUUUAUUCAGUGAAACAUGUGUAUUAAGUGUACAUACUGACAACAAAAAUAAUGUAAAUACUAUGUAGUAUUGGCUGUGGAAUAAAAAAAUGAUUUAUUUUA